Colletotrichum acutatum is the source of this 621-nucleotide messenger RNA. RefSeq lists its product as uncharacterized. Bases 1 to 621 code for a protein of 206 amino acids. The record is from RefSeq and is a predicted model, not a curated record. Lineage: Eukaryota; Fungi; Ascomycota; Sordariomycetes; Glomerellales; Glomerellaceae. The transcript has a single exon.
AUGCAAGCCCGGGGAUACUCUAGACCGAAUGGAGACACUUUUCCUGCAUCCGUACGGCUGGGCAUCAUCCUGUUUGCACCAACAGAUGGAACAUCGAAACGAGAUCCCUGUCCGUUAGAGGCUCCCAACCGGUUCAAUCUUCCUUUAAAGGAGGGAUCAAGCCACUUGGGUCGGCUAGCUGAUUUCUUCCAUUCAUUUGCUUUAUCUCUUUACAUCACGGGUGACAUCUAUCUCAGCCGCGACACAGGCCCAGAUUGUGUGAUGCAGAUGGCUGGUUCACCUUCAUCUCAGCCUACGGCUCCCCAGGACGAUGCGGCUGGUGUCGAUGCAACUGUUCAAAAUGUUGCAACUCCCCCAGCCGCGACCUCUCCACCAGCAGUCAUAUCCGGACUGGUGGCGACGCCAAAGGCCAACGUCUUGUCGGAGCCAGCCGAGACGACUGAACCAACCGCAACGUCCGAGCCGGUCGCAACACCUACGCCAACAAGUCCCUUGGCAGUUCAAAGCUCGUCGCCGGGGACAGCAGCCACGCCGGCAGCCAAUACUCCCGGCUUUAUUGAAGCGAGUGACGAUGGAGCUAGUGUUUGUUUAUAUGCCUUUCCUGGACCAAAACGACAGUGA